Moneuplotes crassus is the source of this 3126-nucleotide messenger RNA. Lineage: Eukaryota; Ciliophora; Spirotrichea; Euplotida; Euplotidae. The record is from the annotation of a GenBank genome assembly.
UCUCACACGUGAUGAAGAACCAAAGUUUAUUAAAGUUCAUGUCUACUCCAAGCAAGGAUGCUAAAAAGCCUGAAUCUGUCUUAAAGACACAAAAUAGCUCAACUGCUACUAAAAAGGUAAAGCAGAGAAAGACGAAAACUAAAGAAGAGCUAGUACCUCAUUCGAGGAAGACUCCAAAGCCAUCACAAGAUGUAGAGAUGGUGGACGAAUCCAAAGAAGCAACUAAUGAGAAUCUGCCAGUGGAAAGUACUGAAAAGAUCCAAAAAGAUGAAGAAAAUUUAGCUCCUAAUAUGGAAAAAUCCGCUAAAAAGAAUAAAAGGAAAUCCAAGAAAGAUGGAACAGCUCGGCUCAGGAAGAGGAUUAAGACAGCACCGAAGGAGAAGGACCAACAAGAUGGCACUAAAGAGGCUCAUGAGGACGAGAAGGAGAUUCCAGCCUCUUCUCAAAAGCCUACUGCAAAAUUAGAUACAACUCAGAAAUCAACUUCCAAGGAAGAAAAGAAGGUAUCUGCUUCUGAUUCAAACCAAGAUGGUGGAAAAACAACUCCUGAGGAGGAAGCCUCAGCUCAGCCCAAGCAGUCCAAAAGAGGAAGGAAAAUAAAGGCGACCAUGCAGGACUCGCAGCCAUCAGUUGAAAUUAAAAGAGAGAAGAAAUUGAUUGAAAAAUUAGAAUCCCAGCUCUCCGACCUGAUUAAGGCGGGAAUUGAUUGCAAAUUAAAUUUAGAGCCUUCCAUGAGAGAAAAACACAAGAUUAACUUAGGAUCUCUGUCAGAAUUUAUCAAGGAGAAGGACUCCAUUGACUUGAAAGACCCUGAGACUCAAAUCAUUUUUAUCCAAACAUUCUCAUUCAUAAUUGACUCUUCCAGUCUUCCUCUCCAAGAGUUGGUCAGGAAAUGAAUCCAAACUCUUGCGCAGCUCGGAGAGGAAGUAUCUUCCAAGGUGAAGGCUGAAGAUUUUGAGACCUUUAUUAAAGAAAAUUCAGAGAGGAAAAUAUAUGGUAAAUUGGCUGAUACAAAUGAUACACUUAACGACGCCACUCCUGAAAGCCUCUACUGCUGGGAGAUUGUCAAUACUGCCCUAAUGGAUGGAGCUGUCGUUAAGGACAUCAACCUAGUCCGAGCAAGCAGAGGUUUUAUAGGAGAUAAAAUAAGAUCCUUAACAAAGUUAAUUAAGUUAAUCAACAAAGCAACUAAGGAUAAGGACUUGGAAAAGAUCCAAAAUGAGAAGGAAAAGUUUUCUAAAAUCGAUAAGAAGGAGACUGCUCACGCCCAGAAGGUCACUCAGAGGAUCCUCCAGAUCAAGGAGAAGGAAGAGAAGGAAGCCCAAAAGCAGCUGAAAAAGCAACAAAUAGAACUUGCCAAGGAAAUGAAAGAAAAACAGAAGAGAGAAGAAGCAGAAAGGAAAAAGAAAUUAGAAGCUGAAGCUAAGCAAAAGAAGAAAGAAGAGCAAGCUAGGAUUAAGAAGGAGCAGGAGGAAGCCAAGAAAAAGAAACAAGAAGAGAUCCAGAGGCAGAAGGAGUUGAAGAAACAGAAAGAAGAGGAGGAGAGAAAGAAAAAGGAAGAAGAAAUUAGGUUACAAAAAGAAAAAGAAGAGAGUGCUCAAACAAAACUAGCAUGUUUCUUCAAGAAGUCAGCCCCUCCUAAGCCAGCUCCUAAAGCACAAUCUUCCAUUCCACCCCCUUCAUCCGACACAAAGCCAUCUGAGCUCCUCAGUGACUUCAUCCUCAAAUGCCAAAAAUCACCUCCAAUAACCCCCCAAGAGAUCAAAUCUCACCUAAAAGACACUAUUCACACCUCUAGAACGCUCAAAAAUGCUCCAAAAUGCCCUAUCUCCACCCCAAACUCUCGUAAGAAGGACAUCUUCAUUGAAGGGUCUUACAAGAAGCUCUCUUGAGUCUGGCACAAGAAGAGCCACAUAAUCACGCCUCGUAACCCAUUUAAAAUGGACGAAGCCCUGAUAGACUACGAUAUGGACUCUGAAGAUGAAUUCGAGGAAGAAAAUGGAGAAGAUAUUAAUAGUGACAAAGAAGAUGAUGACGAAGAUAUGGGCGAAGAUGACGAAGAAGACGGCUGGAUCGUCCCUGAUGGGUACCUCUCAAGGUCAGAGAAGAACGAUGAUGAUCUCGAACUUGAUAAAGAUCCUAAAGAAAAUAGGAUUGGGUAUACUGAAGUUAAGAAGGAAAGAAAAUUCGAUAGUGUUAUACAGCCUGUAAUCAAUGUUUAUCAAGGUUCUGGAUUUGAAGAAUUCAAGAUCAUCAGUGCCAAUCCUCAGAUCUUAUUCCCCUUGGUCAUUUCAGCUAAGGAUUUCGACCAGGUUGACGAUGAAGAUGAUAAGAAAGAUAGUGCUGAUCCUAAUGCGAUCAAAAAGAAAAUGAAAGAGUUCAUUCUCAUGGUCCAUGGUUCUUAUGAAGCCAAGUUCAAACUUAUCGAAGAAUUUGCUAAGGAGAACCCUGAAUGUAGUAAAGCAUCCAUUGAGAGAACAAUAAGAGAGGUGUCUUCUAAAGAAAAGGAAUUUUCCCAGAGUAAAUUCAGAUAUAUCGUAACUCAAGAAGCCAUUGAUGCUUCAGAAGUUGAUAAGGAAGAACUACAAAAGAUCUUUGAUGCCCGCUUCGCUGUAGUCCAGGAAGAAAUUGAUCAAAUUGAGAGAGAAAAACAAGAAGAAAAGCAAAAGGAGAGAGAAGAAAAAGAAAGAAUCAAGGCAAUUGAGAGAGAGAAGAAAGAAGAAGCUAAAAGAAUUGAGAAAGAAAAGAAGCAAGCUGAAAAGCUCAAAAUCAAGCAAGAAAAGGAAAGACUCAAGCAGAAGGAAAAGGAAGAGAAGUUAAGGCUUAAAGAGGAGAAGAAGAAGGAAAAACAGAAGGAUAAAGGAAGUAAAUCCUCGACUAAAUCUGAAACAGACACUGAUGCCCCGAAGAGAAGUCGUGGACGUCCUAAAGGAAGUAAGAAUAAGGCUAAAUUAGAUAAGCCAGUUGUUGAAUCAUCACAAGUGGAAAUGACAGCUCCUCCGAGCUCUAUCACACCAGUUAAGGCACCUAAACCAGCUUCUAAAAAGACAGAGAAAGUAGAGAAGCCUCAGCAAAAGAGUGCUCCAAGCUCGAUCUUAAAUUAUUUCUCUAAGAAUUAAGGAUGCA